GAAAAUCAUCUAUAGCAAUUACGUUUCAUUAUAACCAUUGCCAACUCUGUCUGUCUUCUGUUUAGUGCUGGGCAAAUAUUUUGCAAGAGAUCUGUAAGAACCUCUUAGUGAAGAUAUCCUGCUGCAGCUAAAAUCAAGGCAGAUGGGCCUGGGACUGAAUAAAAAGAGCAAAGCUGCAGGAGCAAAACAAAGAAAAACGAAGAACUAGUGCAGGAUGACAGUUGUCAGUGCGUUUAUAAGUGAGCUGCUUCAGAUUUGGUGGUGUCAUUUGAGCCAAUGGUAGUAUAGAAAUAUAAUAAGCACAGUCUUAACUACAUUGGCUUGGUCCGUGUGGUGUUCUCUAUUUUAUCUGUCAGAGACAUUAACAGCAAUUAAUGACAUAUAACUUCUCCUUACAAUAAGAUUACCAACAUAACUGGUUUGUCACAAAAUACUUCUUGUUACUUCUUGUUACAAAUAUAGUAUGGAUGCCUUUGCAAAAAAGGCUAAAAUGCACACUUGUUAAUGUGAGAAGAGAAAUAUUCCUAAUCUAGAAAUUAAUGUUAAAAAUAUAUUUCCUUAAAAUACGUUUUGUGCAAAUUGUUGCACAUUACAAAUUAUUACCCAAGACAUGUAAGUGUGAUUUUUAUGUUGUCCAUGCAGAAAGUGGAGCUAAAUUGUAUUUUGUACUCUAAUGAGCAUUUUAAACUAUAACAGUCCAUCAGUGCAUGGGAACAUCUGAUUGUAUUGUUCAUGUUUUAAAUCUUUUAAUUUGAUAUGUUAAAAAUGGCUUACAGUUAAACAAAAUAGAAAAAAGAAAAUAAUUUAUUUAAAAAGAUGUAAGUAGCAUGAAAACACUCAAAGCCAGCACUUCAGUACUAGAAAAAUAUGUGUAUUUAAUUUCACCCCACAUAAACUUUUAUAACCCAUCAUUUGUCAUAAUGCGAAACUUUUGAACUACAAAAACUAAAGUCGAGCCGUGCAACUGCACUCUUAUUAUACCAGACAGAAAACAUAACUAAGUCUUGUCUUCCCACAAAGUCGCCCUCCUGGUCCCGGAGAGCAGGCUGGAGUGGCCUUCAUUUAUCAACCACUUCAGCUCCUGCAGACAGCUGUGGGGAGAGCACAGAGGAGCCAGUGUGUUUACACCACAGCUCAGCCUAGGCCCUCAGGACAGAACAGAUUAGGACACUUGCACAUAUUCGUCUGCAGAGCGUGGUGACCUAAGCGUGAUAGCUGUCUGAUCAGCCGGAGUUCGUAUUUACAUUUAUGAUGUGACGAUGAUACAGCAAUCAGUCUGUGAGCUCUGACCUUAAUUUGUGUUCUAUUAUUUAUUAAUGGAAGAAUUCUUUCUGUACCAAGUCAUGCCAACUAAAGCUCUGUUUAGAUGCUCUAGAUAUGAGCUUUAAAGCAGGUUUAUAGCACCACCUUGUGGCGUAGAAAUUAAAUGCGCUAAUCUCAUGCACCGCCCACUCGCAGUGACGCUUCCUCAACCCCACACAUUAGCUAGAGGAUUUGUCAAUCCCCUGCCCGCGGCGUUCAUUGGGCAACAGCGCCUGUGCGUUUGUUUUAUUGACCUUUGAACUGACAGGGAUCAACGCCGAGAGCGAUUUCUAUUGGUAAAUCCACUCACACCCACUUUGCAGUGACCAAAUCCAAGUUGAAGGUGAAAGUCUUCCAUCAUCCCGCUCAGCCAGCUGAUCAAGUGACAGCUCGUCUCUUCGUGCUGCCGCAGCCUCCCACAGUGCAAAAAAAAAAAGUAAACAAAUAAAUAAAUAUAUAUAUAUAUAUUUAUUUUAAAAAAUGUCGCUAUUUUCUGAAGUCCCCCAGGCUGCCCCUGUGGCUGUCUUCAAGUUGACGCAGGAUUUCAAUAACGACCAGUUUCCAAAUAAGGUGAACCUCGGAGUAGGAGCCUAUCGGACAGAUGAAGGCCAGCCCUGGGUUUUGCCGGUGGUGAAAAAAGUGGAGAAGAUCAUUGUGCAUGAUGACAGGCUAAACCAUGAGUACCUGCCAAUCCUGGGCCUGCCUGAGUUCAGAUCCUCAGCCUCCAAAAUAGUACUGGGAGACAACAGCCCUGCCAUCCAGGAAAACAGGGUCGGGGCUGUCCAGUGUCUGGGUGGUACGGGUGCUCUGAAGAUAGGCGCAGAGUUUCUAAGGCGGUUCUACAAUGGGAGCAACAACACCAAAACACCCAUCUAUGUGUCUGCACCCACCUGGGAAAAUCACAAUGCUGUGUUCAGCAGCGCUGGCUUCGAGGAUGUUCGUCCGUACAGGUACUGGGACGCGGAGAAAAGAGGCCUUGAUUUGGCUGGCUUCCUUGGUGACUUGGAAAGUUGUCCAGAGCACUCAGUCUUUGUCCUGCAUGCUUGUGCCCAUAAUCCGACAGGCACAGACCCCACGCAGGAGCAGUGGAAACAAAUCGCUGAAGUUAUGAUGAGGAGGAAGCUGUUUGCGUUCUUUGACUCGGCUUAUCAGGGAUUCGCCUCAGGUAGUCUGGAGAAAGAUGCCUGGGCGGUGCGCUACUUUGUUUCCUCGGGCUUUGAAAUGUUCUGUGCCCAGUCGUUCUCCAAGAACUUCGGACUCUACAACGAGCGUGUGGGCAACCUGACCGUUGUGGCUCGCGAUGCAGAUAACCUGAAACGAGUUCUCUCCCAGAUGGAGAAGAUUGUCAGGAUCACCUGGUCCAACCCACCGUCUCAAGGAGCUCGCAUUGUCACCAUCACUCUUACCUCACCUGAGCUUUUUAGUGAAUGGCAAGAGAAUGUGAAGACCAUGGCUAACAGGGUCUUGCUGAUGAGGUCUCAGCUGAAAGCUAAGCUCCAAGCUUUGGGGACACCAGGGACCUGGGACCACAUCACAAACCAGAUCGGCAUGUUUAGCUUCACAGGCCUCAACCCCAAACAAGUGGAAUAUUUGGUGAAGGAGAAACAUAUCUACUUAAUGGCGAGCAGUCGCAUCAACAUGUGCGGUUUAACCACCAAGAACAUCGACUACGUGGCCGAGUCCAUCCACGAGGCCGUCACCAAGGUCCAGUAGAAGAACGGCACCAUAUCUCCAAUUCUCACCACUUCCUGCUGCAUUCCUGAUCCAUCCUGAUCACAGGGAAUGUGUUUGCAUCCAGGUUUCCAGAUUUUUCUGGAGCAAAUACAAUUUCUCAUGUGCACAGAGAGCUCACAGGCCCCUGGUUUCUCAUUCUUUUUCAGUAUUUGUGCUAUGCUAGGCUAAAUGCAUGCUGGGACCAAGUUCUCUAUAGACUGCACGAAGAUCGUUUGGAUCUUUUUUAAGAGCCACAAUUUUCCAAACUCUGGAGUACUUAUGUAAUUGUGUUCAUAAUUUUUCACCCUUAUCUUAGUCCCCAAUGUAUUGUUUGUAGCUCAAAAUAUGCGUUUGGUAUUUCAAGUUUUAUGCAUCAUUAGAAGCAAGUCUGUGGCUGUAUUACGGUUCCUCAGCAGCACUGACUCUACAGUCUAAAAAUGUUAUACUGUUCAUGACUCAUCCAUUCAAAGUGUGAAAUAGAAGUAUUUGUGUGGACAGCAGUAAGAGUUGUUAAGGGGAAUGAGAAAAAGAGAAUAUUAACAUGACUAAUCUGUAUAUUUGUGUUUACCACCCCGACGAUGAAUGAAGAAUAAAGAGACAGUGUUUGUCAUUUCUAGAUUAAAUGUGAACAAAUGUUCUAAGGAGGAUUUAAGCCUGAACUAUGUAAUCAUAUUCAUGACAAGGCUCUAUGCUAAUGACCUCACAUUUAAUCUGUAUUUGUAGAGUCUUUUUUUUUGCUUCCAGUUGACAUUCAGUGAGCACAAAUGACACUGAGCGUUCUGAACAGGUGCCGUGAACCUGGGGUCGUCACUGCAUGCUGAAGGGUUUUGAUGUUUCUGGUUCUGUCAGGUACCUGCCAGUGGACGUUGACUGUUCAUAGCAGCCGGGCACUGUUACGCAACAUUCGUUUGUCACAGCACAAACAAACUAAUGAUCAACCAGGUUGCUGUCGCACUACUACGCAGGGCAUUUACGAAACAGACGUAUUGUUUAGCAAUGAAAAUGUCCUCAGACAUUCUGAUCAAAUGAAUGAACUACUUCAAUAAAAAACUGUCAAACA
This is a messenger RNA of Haplochromis burtoni (Burton's mouthbrooder), 4075 nucleotides long. It is a transcript of the gene got1, whose product is annotated as glutamic-oxaloacetic transaminase 1, soluble. Gene Ontology annotation, molecular function: pyridoxal phosphate binding; L-aspartate:2-oxoglutarate transaminase activity. Gene Ontology annotation, cellular component: cytosol. Bases 1783 to 3015 code for a protein of 410 amino acids. The transcript has 9 exons. The record is from RefSeq and is a predicted model, not a curated record. Gene Ontology annotation, biological process: L-aspartate biosynthetic process. Lineage: Eukaryota; Metazoa; Chordata; Actinopteri; Cichliformes; Cichlidae.